AUGAGUGUCGAGGACGCCGUCAUCCAUUUUGAUCAAUACGUUCAUGAUCACAAAUUCAUAGAAGAGUUCGAAAAGCAGGAUAUUCUUAAGGUUCUCGAAAAGACUGAAACCUCUUUAGAUAAUGCUAUAAUUUUUCUUAAUGACUUAAAAUUAAAGUACAAAUCGUUAGAGGUUUUUGAAUUUUUCCAACAUCUCAACAUUCUUAUUGACGCAAAUGCAUCCACAAUUAAUCGUUUCUUGAUAAUGUUGACAAAAUCUCUUGAAUGCCCAUUCUUCACUGCACUUUCAUCAGUAAUACAGAUUCUUAUUAAUCAUUCAAGCACACCUACUCCUGCAAAUUCUGGUCCUGCCCCCCCAAUUUCUCAGAAUAUGAAUAUUUUACGCAGAUCUAUUUCAACAGACAUAUAUAAGAGAUUUGGAAGCCCAUUAGCUCUUGAUGAUGACAAUUCCAAAGUUACAAGUAACCAAAACAUAUCCCUUCUUAGAAAUGCAAAGAAAGAUUUUGAAAAAUGCUACAGAAUAUUAGAUCAUUGUGCUUCUCAGGAUGAUAAUGAUUGCAUUCAAUAUGCUAUUGAAAAAGGUAUUGUUAAUCUUAAAGGAAAGUACGAAAGAAACAUUUUCCAUGAAGCUGCUUACAAAGGACAUGUGAAACUUGUACAAUCUCUUGUAGAAAACGGUUACGAUUUUUCAAUACAAGAUAAAAACCAUAGAAAUGGUCUUCUUUGGGCUGCUUAUGGAGGACACAUACAUACUGUACAAUAUUUGAUGACUCUUGAGUCAGAUCAUCAUGGAAAUCAAGCUCUAAUAUAUGCAUGUGCUUCCGGCCAUCUAAAAAUUGUUGAAUUCCUUGCUUUACUGAAAUCUAUUGAUGUUGCUGCAGUUGAUGCUGAUGGAAUGACAGCAUUACAUUGGUCAGCAUUCCAAGGUAGAAUUGAAGUCGUAAAAUAUCUUUGCGCACUUCCAAAAGUUAAUUAUAACGCAAAAGAUAAUAAUGGCCGUACACCACUCCAUUUAGCUGCCAGUAAAGGUCAUUUAGAUGUUGUUCAGUUCCUUUGUUGCCUUCCAACAAUCAAUGUCUGUGAAAAAGAUAUUGAUGGAAGAACAGCUCUUCACAUGGCUGCUUGGGAUGGCCAUCUUCCUGUUGUUCAGUUCCUUUGUACUCAAUCUGGUGUAAAAGCAAAUGAAUUGUCAAAUGCUUGGCUCACACCUCUUGAUUAUGCAAAGAAUGAUCAGAUUAAGAAGUUCCUUCUUUCACAGAUCAAGAAGUAA
Messenger RNA from Trichomonas vaginalis G3, 1269 nucleotides. Its product is annotated as protein ubiquitination. The record is from RefSeq and is a predicted model, not a curated record. Gene Ontology annotation, molecular function: protein binding. Bases 1 to 1269 code for a protein of 422 amino acids. NCBI's taxonomy places the organism in Eukaryota, Parabasalia, Trichomonadida, Trichomonadidae. The transcript has a single exon.